Molecule: messenger RNA, 1866 nt
Organism: Castor canadensis (American beaver)
Lineage: Eukaryota; Metazoa; Chordata; Mammalia; Rodentia; Castoridae
Source: RefSeq, a predicted model, not a curated record
GUUUGAUUACACACUAAACCUUUAUGGCAUUUGAUGAUUAGAGUUGCCAGACCCUUGAAUCGCUUCUUCCCACCUUUGCUUCUCCACCCUCACUGAGUUAAAGGGCGGAAGCACCAUGAGGCACUGUGGAUAUGGGCAGGUUACCGGCUUCAGAUGAAGCAUGCAAGUAUUCUUGAUGGGGUCGCUGCAGUGAGGCAGGGGCCUUGGGAGCUUGCGUGGCAGCACAGAGAAGGUGCUCACCUGUGCUCACCCUGUCGUUGGUCCCAGGUGACUGUGGAGGAGGUCAUGACUACAACUGCGUACCUGGACCUUUUCCUGCGCAGCAUCUCUGAGCCAGCACUACUUGAGAUCUUCCUCCGUUUCAUCCUGCUGCACCAGCAUGAGACUGUCCACAUCCUGGACACUCUCACCAGCCGGAUCAACACCCCGUUCCGGCUGUGUGUGGUGUCCCUGGCGUUAUUCAGAACUCUUAUAGGUCUACACUGCGAGGAUGUGAUGUUGCAACUAGUUUUAAGGUAUCUGAUCCCCUGCAAUCACAUGAUGCUGAGUCAAAGAUGGGCUGUGAAGGAGAGAGAUUGUUACUCAGUGUCUGCAGCCAAGCUGCUCGCCUUGACCCCUGUCUGCUGUGCCAGCGGGAUCACCCUGACGCUUGGGAACCAGGAGAGGGAUUAUAUCCUCUGGUCAAAGUGUGCACAUGAUGGCUCAGGGCCUGCAGAGCCGCUGUCUGGGGCGCCCUCCCCGGCAGCCUGCAUUGUGGAGUACGGGAAGGCCCUGGACAUCAGCUACCUGCAGUACCUCUGGGAGGCCCACACCAGCAUCCUUCACUGCAUGAGGGACUGCCGUGUCUGGUCGGCCCUCUAUGAUGGGGACUCGCCUGACCCCGAGACUUUCCUGCAAAGUCUGACCGAGGAGAGUAUGUCCAGAAUCCCACAGCAAUGCCCCAGGACGACAGGGCAUCAGCCGGCUCCGGCCAAGGACAGGAGCCAGACAGAGCUGGAAUGGGAUGACAGCUAUGACACUGGGAUCUCCUCAGGGGCUGAUGUGAGCUCCCCCGGGCCUUAUGAUGACCUGGAGAAUUCUGGGCCCCCAGCACCUGUGGAUCCUCCCAAACACAUCCAGGAAAUGAAGAAGAAUGCCAUCCUUCUCUUCAAAGGGUCGUACAUUGAAGAGUCAGACUUCCAGGACGAUGUGAUAGUGUAUAGGCUGUGUGCUGACAAGGACUCAGAGGACACCAGGAACUUCCAGGAGGAAACUGUAGAGCCCCCAGCUCAGGCCCAGCCUGAGGUUCAGAGUCCUCCCAUGAACAAUGGCCCUCUCCCUAGACCCCAGCCGGAGACAGAUUUGGAGGAGGAGCCCAAGCAGGACAGUUCAGACUUGUUUCCGAAGGUGUCCAAGGAAACAAAGCAAGAGGAUGAGCCUGAAGUGGCCCCAGAAGCCAACUCCCAGGUGGCAGCACCCAGCUCUGAGGUAGAGCCCAGCUCUACCAUACCUGUUGUCACCCCAGAGAGCGAAGAUUUCAUUGCCCAGUGUGACCAAAUCAUUCAGGAGCUGGGUGCAGGCACUGAGGGUUUGAUGGAGCAGAACGUCCCCACGCCUGAUCCUGUGCUGCUCUCAAGGGAGGAAGAAGUGAGGGAAGAAGGAAGCAAAGGAGAAAAGGAGGAGGGGGAGAGGGCCUUCGAAGAGGAGGAUGAUGACCUUGACUCUUUCAUGGAGGGAACUCCUGCUGUGGAGACUGUGCCUUCCCCGUUUGGGGUGAGAGAGGACACAUCCAUUGCCAGUCAGCAUCCUGUGAAGACUCAAAGCGUGCCAUUCACAGGUGACAACCUUAAAUUGCUUUGUGAUUUGAAAGUACUGUGUAUAUUAUAG